Messenger RNA from Theobroma umbraticum, 1948 nucleotides. RefSeq names its product E3 ubiquitin-protein ligase At3g02290-like. Lineage: Eukaryota; Viridiplantae; Streptophyta; Magnoliopsida; Malvales; Malvaceae. The record is from RefSeq and is a predicted model, not a curated record. Gene Ontology annotation, molecular function: ubiquitin-protein transferase activity.
UCCCUUGAAAGUUGAACAAUAUCUGUUUAGGCCCACACGGUAUUGAAUUGAAAUUGUCCACAUAACACAAAAAAGGGCUGGCACACGGGGGUCACCUUAGUAGCUAGCUCACCAGAAAUAAGUAUCACUUGUGUCAAUUUGAAAAAGGAAAAAGAUUUACGAGUUUCUGAUGACCAAAUGGGCAAGUUAUUGAUAAUACAAGUGGGCAAAGAGAGUGUGUGACAUUAAUUUGUAAAAUUUGCUGGCAGAAGCAAGGAUACUCAAACACAAAACCCCCAACAGCCAAAAUAAUUUAAUGUCCUUUUAUAUAUGUACCCCGUUUUAUUACCUUUUUUUUUUUUAAAAUAAAAAAUAAAAAAUUAUUUUAAGGUUUUGCACCUACAACAUGACCCACUCCACUGAAGCAUAAAAUUCAAGGGGUCUUUGGCCCCCCUUCCUCCUUUUCUAUCCUAAUUUUUGGGGCUAUUUUACUCAAAGAUUAAUUUAAUUCAUUAAAAAACAACAGGGCACUUGCUGUCGGCAAUUAACCCAAAUCCAAAAAUUAAUCAUGAUUCACAGGAAUAAAAAACAUACUAAUAAUAGACUUACUGGACAGGCUUAACACUAUUAUCCCAUCCCAUCCCAACAAUGAUGAGCCUUCACUCACCAAAUCCAUUUCAUUGCAUUUGCUCCCAUCCGUCAACUCUGCAAUUAAAAGCUCCGCUUUCCCUCUCCGCGGUUUUCGCCUAACAACGAAAAAUCCUUUUUAUCUUUGUCUUCCGCCCGAGGCGCACGUAGCUUCUCCUAGGAUCUAUUAAAAACACAAACUUCCCCUGUUCUCUCUCUCUUUGUUUCGUCUUACAGGAACCCUAGAUUUCCGGCUGCGAUCGUGAAAAUGUUGGUCUUAUAGUGGAUGAUGAAAAAUUUGAACUUCGGGAUUCAGUCAAAACACCGAAGAACUGGGCGGCUUUGGUGACAAAAGAAUUAGCCAGCAAGCUUCAAGAGCUCUUCCAGAUUUGAGUACUUAGAAAUACAUACAUUGCAAGCAUAAAUGGGUGCUUUUUGCUGCUGUCCAUGUGGUGAUGAGUAUGAAGAAUAUGCUUAUCCUAGCAAUUCAAUAUAUAGGCACUGCAUCUGCCUAAGAUUCUUCUUCUACCAGCUAUUCACUGGGUAUGGUGCAAUGUUUCAUAGAUUGGAAGGGCUGCCUGUAUCAUCCCAGAUCCAAGGAGCUUCUUUGUCAUCAACAGCAAUUGCUACUGCAGUGCCAGAUAAUUCAGUCAAUGAAACUCAUGUUUCAAUGUCUAGGCCAGCCCCUUAUGAUACUGAGCAGAGGUACUCUCGCUUACAGCGUGAUGGCUUGGUCUCUAGGCGUGAUAAGUCUGUGACUCAUUUUCAAGAAGAAACACAACCACUGAGAAGAAAUAUGAGCAGUUCUGGUGUAGAAUCAUUGGGUAUUGGGAAGAAACGAAAUGGAAUUGAUUCAGAAGAAGACUCUAAGAUUGGCCAUCCUGAGUCAUCAGAGAGGACUUUGGCUACAAAAGUUGCAUAUGGACCUACUUACAUGCAGUCUUCAUCUGAAGAUGAAGAUGUCUGCCCCACUUGUCUUGAUGAAUAUACCCCUGAAAAUCCAAAAAUCACUACGCGGUGCUCACACCAUUUUCAUCUUGGUUGUAUUUAUGAAUGGUUGGAAAGGAGUGAAAGUUGUCCAAUAUGUGGCAAGGAGAUGGAGUUCUGUGAAAGUCCUUAAGUCUAUUACAUCUGAUUUCAAUGCAAUGGAGCAAAUACAUAUAGAGCUGCCGGUAAUAUCAGUAUACGUAAAGCUUUCUUAUAUUUUAUUAAAGAGGCAUGACAUGUAUAGAAGCGAUUGUUCUUUAUGUCAUUAGUUGUACUGCCUGGUUAUUUCUUCGUACUCAUACUUAAAUGUUCAUGAUGUUUCUUUUUAUGUAAAAAAACUAAUAAUUUGUGUGAA